UCAACCUUCCCCGGCCCCUUGGGCAUGGCCGCUAGCUUCAAUGCCUCGCUUUGGUUUGCCAAGGGUGACGUGCUGGCCACAGAGCUGCGCGCCUUUAGCAAUACCAACUGGCAUCGAAGCAACGUGGAUAACCAGAUCCAAUAUACGGGCUUUGGCCCCAACAUCAAUAUUGCCCGUGAUCCUCGUUUCGGGCGCACCUCGGAGCUGCCGGGUGAGGAUCCCUACCUCUCCGGCACGUAUGCCACCCAUAUGGUACGGGGAAUGAUGCAGGCAGAUGCUGCGGGGCAUCCCAAAAUGUUGGCCUACCUCAAGCAUUUUACUGCCUAUUCAACGGAAACCAACCGCCAGCACUCGGACUUUAACGUCUCCAGUCACGAUCUCUGGGACACCUACCUGCCGCAGUACGAGAUGGCCUUCCGCUCAGCACAGCCUGCUGGUGCCAUGUGUUCAUACAACGCCGUCAACGGCCGCCCGAGCUGCGCCAACGGCUACAUAUUGCGCGAUGUGCUGCGCAACCAAUGGCAACAGCCCAAUGCUCACAUCACCUCGGACUGUGGGGCCAUCUCCAGCUUGCGUGGUGCGCCUGUUUUUGCGCCCGACGAUGCCACGGCCGCGGCGGUGGCCCUGAACAACGGCACCGAUCUCGAGAUGGGCAGCCAGGUCUAUGCCUCGCUCGCCGAAGCCGUGGCACGAAAUCUAACUAGCUCGACUCUGGUGGAGGAAGCGUUCCGUCGCGCAGCCCGCAUCCUUUUCCGGGGUGGACGCUUCGAUCCGCCAGCGACCGUCGAGUGGAACGCUUACGGCGUGCAGGACAUCAACUCCAGCGCGACUCAGGCCCUAGUCCACGAAGCCACGGCGCAGUCCCUUGUUCUGCUGCAAAACCGCCAUGGCAUUUUGCCGCUCGCACCGGGCCAACGCGUGGCCGUGGUGGGGCCUCUGGUCGAGCGUGGGGACGCGCUGCUUUCCGACUACGCGUCACUCGUCUGCUAUGAUGGCACGUAUGAUUGCAUUCCCACGCUGGGCGCGAGCGUGACGGCAGCAAACAAGGGUGGCGCAACCACCGUGGUCCCGGGCGUGGAUGUCAACUCGAACAACUCUUCGGGACUGGCGGCUGCAGUGGCGGCGGCACAAGCGGCGGACGUGGUAGUGGCUUUUCUGGGCACGGACAAGACGAUCGAGCGGGAGGGCUUGGAUCGGGUUAACCUAACUCUGCCGGGCUUGCAGGGGUUGCUCCUGGACCAACUGCUCGCCACGGGCACGCCAGUGGUUUUGCUCCUCAACAAUGGCGGCCCCUUGGCCAUAGAGUCAUACCUGAACCGCACGGCUGCCGUGAUGGAAACCUUCAACGCCGGCCAGUUUGGCGCCACCGUCAUGGCCAAGGCCCUCUUUGGACAAGUGAACAACUUUGGCAAACUCCCCUACACCGUGUACCCGGCAGGCUAUGUGACGGAGCAGGCCAUGAACAACUAUGACAUGGCCCUUUAUCCCGGUCGCACCUACCGCUACUUGGUUCAGGCCCCCGUCUUUCCCUUUGGUUUUGGCCUGAGCUACACGACCUUUAAC
Messenger RNA from Monosiga brevicollis MX1, 1563 nucleotides. RefSeq lists its product as uncharacterized. The record is from RefSeq and is a predicted model, not a curated record. Gene Ontology annotation, molecular function: alpha-L-arabinofuranosidase activity; xylan 1,4-beta-xylosidase activity. Gene Ontology annotation, cellular component: plant-type cell wall. The transcript has a single exon. Gene Ontology annotation, biological process: xylan catabolic process; arabinan catabolic process. Lineage: Eukaryota; Choanoflagellata; Craspedida; Salpingoecidae. The annotation marks the transcript as partial.